AUGAAGUUCUCAUCAUGGGCCGCCGGCUUAAUAGGCGCCCUCACGCUCGUUGAUUCCGCAGCCGCAGUGCGGAUGCUUCAGGCCAAAGCCCUCUACCCUUGUAGCUCGUCCACAAAGCAAGCGCUCGCUGUGAACUCCUUCAAAAUUGGCCUCUUCCCCGACAACAAUACCGUCUCCAUCGAUUUUACCGGCGUCGCCUCCUUCUCGGGCAAGUUCUUGGUGGAUUUGACCUUGCUGGUCUACGGUUAUCCAGCCAUUCAAAAGACCCUUGACCCUUGCGAUUACCAACUUCCAGGACUAUGUCCCUUAAACACCAAAAACCUCAACUUCCCAGACAUGACCCCUUCGAUCCCGGGAGACUCGUUAUCUAUUGUCCCCAGCAUCGCUUAUACUGUUCCCGAUAUCGAUGCCGUCAUUAAGCUCGAUUUGAAGACUCCGGACGGAGAUGAGAUUACCUGCCUCGAGAGCCGGAUUACCAAUGGAAAAACCGUCGACCAAGUAGCCGUCGCAUGGGUCCUCGCCGUGAUCAUUGGUAUAGGCCUGAUUACAACCAUCGUCUUAUCGAUCUUGGGCCAUCAGAUGAUCGCAACGCAUGUUUCUUUCCGAACAUUGAUUUUACUGGGCUUUAUGCAAGCCCAGGCGAUCGCUGGUAUGAGUGCAGUCGAGUUCCCUCCCAUGGCCCAAAAUUGGACCCAACUGUUCCAAUGGACGCUGGGCAUCAUCUGCAACUCUGCGUUACAGACCGUCGCGACAUGGUUUCAACGCGCCACAGGCGGUACCCCGUCCACGUUGAUUGCUCUGGCGAAUCAAGAGUCUGUCUAUACGGCCAAGCGGUCAACUGCGACCACCAGUGGAGGAACCGAGCAGACCGUACGAGGCAUUGAACGAGUGGGAUUUGGAGCCGGUAUCGAAGCCUCAAACAUGUUUAUGACCGGCUACCUCUUCUUCUAUUUCGUGGCUGUGAUCAUCAUCAUUGUCAUCUUGUUGUUCAGAUUCGCCCUGCCGCCGAUUGCCAACAAAAUUAAGAAUGCACAACUCGAUCGCGCCGCUGGCGCCACUUCUGAAUGGCAGACUUUCAUGCGCGGCAGUCUGUAUCGGCUGGUCGCGCUAGGCUUCCCUCAGAUUUGUGUGCUCUCUAUGUGGGAACUGAUAAGCCGAGAUUCCGUGGCAGAAAUUAUCCUUGCAAUCUCCAUGUGGCUCAUCUUUACCGGCAUUCUUGCCUUUGCGACAUUCCGGGUCUUCCAGCGGGCUCAGGCUGCCAAGGCCCUGAAUGAGCACCCGGCGUACACGCUGUAUUCGGAUCUUACGACGUUGACUAAGUGGGGUUUCCUAUAUGUCAAUUAUCGAGCGACCGCGUAUUUCUUUAUCGUCCCAGUCUUGGCAUAUACUAUCAUCAAGGGGAUGGUCACCGCAUUUGCCCAGUCUGCCUGGGUUGCUCAAUCCAUCAUCCUCCUCGUGCUUGAGUUGGCCAUGAUGGUUGCUACCAUUGUCCUCCGGCCUUAUCUUGACCGAACUUCGAACGCAUUUGCCAUUACCGCAGCAGUUCUGAACUUCCUGAACUCGAUCUUCAUGCUCGUUUUCUCGAAUGUGUUCAACCAGCCCCCAAUGAUGACCGGUAUCAUGGGAGUACUUUGGUUUGUUUUCAACGCCAUCUUUACCCUGGCGCUUUUGAUCUGGCUCUUUAUCUCCUUCUACUGGGCCUUGACCCUGAAAGACCCCGAGGAGGGAAGCAAGUACAAUCGACUGUCUGAUAACCGGGAAUCCUUCCGUAUGUCGGGAAUAGAAAACCGCAUGACCACGGAGCUACUACCACUCGAAAAGACGGCCCGCGGUAUGGAUGAACGGGGGUUACAUUCUCGAUGGGGCGUGGACGAGACUUCGCAUGCCAUGUCAAACGACCAACUCAACAUGUCCCUCGCCCCGGGACGAUCUCGCUACAACAUUGAUGAAACCUCCCUGCACAGAAUUCCGAAAAAUACCCUCAACCACCGCGUUCGCCGGUUAACGACGUGUUGGAGCCUACUCUUCCUUUGA
Molecule: messenger RNA, 2034 nt
Organism: Penicillium chermesinum
Lineage: Eukaryota; Fungi; Ascomycota; Eurotiomycetes; Eurotiales; Aspergillaceae
Product: transient receptor potential ion channel family protein
Exons: 2
Coding region: 1-2034 (677 amino acids)
Biological process (GO): transmembrane transport; fungal-type cell wall biogenesis
Source: RefSeq, a predicted model, not a curated record